AUGCUGACAUUGGGGCAGCUGGACUGCUCCUCCAUCCUGAGCUGGAGCGGUCAGAGUUCAGAGGUUUAAGGGUUAACAGGUCACAGCUUAGGUCAGAGGUCAAGCCCCUCAGCACUCCUCCACAGCGUCCGGUCCUUGACAGAGCUCACGUGGACGACUGGACCAUCCCCCUCCUGGUUCACUGCUGUGGACAAGAGAUGAGAGCGAGUUGAUUAUAGAUAGAAAUGUACUCUAUCGAAAGGAUACUGCUCUCCAUUCCAUAUAAGAGAAUGAGCAUACCUGCUCUAUCAUGUUACAUUUCUACCUUACAACCCUCUUAACAUUUCAACAACCUGAAUAAACACCAAGCUUAGCCCCCACACAUUGAUCCUGUGUGGAGCUGAUUGCAGAGCACUGUCAAAUGGAUCCUCAGCAGUUGUGGAGGGAGUUGUUGGUUCUAGCUGCUAGCGUGACAGAGGAGAAACCACACCGGGGUCAGUGAGCAGCAACAUCAACAGCAGGCUCAUCUCAUCCUGGGCGGACAGACAUUAGGCUACCCUGCUGGGCCUCCCCCUGCUACACCCACCUUUAGUCUCUCCAUGUCUCUCACUUUCCACUUGGCCUAUACGGCCACUCUGACCUGUUCAAUUCUUUCCCUCAUACCUCACUAUUCACUAUUGUGGUCCUCUGUAGUUCAAUUGGUAGAGCAUGGCGCUUGUAACGCCAGGGUAGUGGGUUCGAUCCCCGGGACCACCCAUACGUAAAAAUGUAUGCACACAUGACUAAGUCGCUUUGGAUAAAAGCGUCUGUUAAAUGGCAUAUUAUUAUUAUUAUCCACCACCUCACUCCAUCUCAUCUCACCUCCCUAUUUUCACUACUAUCCACCUCUCCUUCUCUCCUCCUUUUCCUCCUCACAUCGCCUACAAUCCCUUCCUCCCCCAUCCUCUCAUCACCCCUUCUCUCCAUCUCUCCCAAUAGACAGACCCAGAGCUGCAUGACCUCCCUCUCCUCUUCUUCUCACAUACAGCUCACACACUCCCUCACGCGCCACACACAUGCUGGGUCUGUGACAUUCUCGCUGGCUCCUGUCAGAGUGUGGAGGGCUGGAGGUAUUUAUAGAUAACCUUCCGCAGGGUCUUUGAAGUUUGAGGCACACAGGCUAGUAGGAGACCUUUAGGAAGCUGCCUAGUGGGACCACCAAGACAGGAAGAGGGGCCAUUGUAGAGACCACUCACUACAGAGGUAGUAGUAGCCUAUAUGGAAAUCACCUUGAAGACCUUAUUGAGAAAGCAGAAUUUAAUCAGUCUCAAUCAUAGCCUAAUGAAGCCUUGAAACGAUAUGGAGAAAUCACAAAUGCAACCUCAAAUCAAAUGUAUUUUCUACAUGUUCAAAUUGGUUAACGUUUAUAUGCUGAUUACGUCAUGUCUGUUUUCUUGUUAGCAACAAAGCUCUUUGUUUGGUGGCGUGACGCUGUGACUCGACCUUUGUUUCAGAGUGAGGUCAGCUAGCAUGUUAAGUAGUUUCUUUCAGACCCUGGCAUUCUGUGCUCGGUGUAGGCUAGAACAUGCUGGUAGAGUUAUUUUAACUGUACUGAAUGUCCCGGGUCGAGAGAUCUAAUUCAACUCACGUAGUAGUAAAGACAUCGAGGGAGAAAGCCUCUUGGAAUGCACAAAUGCAGGGAUCUUCAGUUCCAAACUCAGUUCAAAUUCAGAUCAAUGCAAGCCUGGCAAAAUGACUGCGGGUCACGAGGCAGAAUCUGCUUUUGAACAUUCCAGAAAUACUUUUGUUCAAAAGAUAAAUAAACUACGAGCAGUCUAAUCUAUAGCAUAUUCCUUCAUUUGGAAUGCAGAAUAUAAAUUCCUGAUGAAUCCGCAACCUCAAACCCAUAUCACAAGAUUACAGUGAUAUACAUGAACAAUCACAUAAGGGGAAAGUAGACUUUAGCCCAAAUUUGGGUUCAGGGGGUUUAGGUCACUAAAUAAAUACAUCAAACAGAAAAUGAAUCCUCACAUUCGACAACAAAAACAUUCACUGCCGAUCACCAGAUGUUGUACGCUUAGUUACAACACUGAGCUUGAAUUAACUUGUGCUGACAAGCUCAAAUAUGUUACUAUCAGAAAUAGCCAUUCCUCUUCCUGGUUUGUUCAAACACACACAUCCUUGCCUUCUGGACAUCCUCUGGAUGUUGAACGAUCUGAACAGCAUCAUUUGUAGGAGAGUCUCAGCAGCACGCUGUGUCUUGUCAGCAGUUAGACCUCAAGGUCAGGAAAUUCUUCCUAAACAGAAGUGAAAGAGCAACCAGGCGUGACAUGAACCCAGUCAGUAAACUGCUGUAGGCAUUGGGGAACAUAGCCUACCUAAACAGGGGUGUCCUCUUCUCUGCUGGUAUGAAAGGAUAGCCAUGGAAAUAGGCACUUGGCUUUACUGAGCUUUAUCCAUAGUAUUUUUUACAGACAGGCCUAUGUGUUGCUUAAUUGGUGAGAGAUCUAGGCUAUUUGUUAUGCAACAGUAUGGAUUAUUUCUAAAGGGCUGUCUACUGUUAGCCUGUGGGCUAUAAAUUAGCACAGAGACACUACAUUUAAAUUUUAGUCAUUUAGCAGACGCUCUUAUCCAGAGCGACUUACAGUUAGUGAGUGCAUACAUUUUUCAUACUGGCCCCCCGUGGGAAUCGAACCCACAACCCUGGCGUUGCAAGCGCCAUGCUCUACCAACUGAGCUACAGGCCUACAAUAGACAAACAUCCUCCCUGGAAGGAAUUGAUCAUGACAAAGGUUUCUCUCUAAAAAAGGGAAGUGUGAGACUAGCCUAGCAUGUGCCUAACUAGUCUGAAUAAUCAGGCUGUAAUACACAAUUCAUUGGUAUAUACAGCCUGAAACGAAUGCCUGCAAAAUCGUGUAAAUGUUCCCUACAAGCCAGAAUGUUGAAUAAAAUUACAUUUAAACUGGUAUUGUAUUUCCUGUUUGCCAUCUAGGAUCCCUGGUCUAUCUGGAAAAAAAAUCAACCAACCAUAACAGUAAGCUUCAGUAAGCUACAACAUUACAUUGAAUGGGAGGGUGGCUCAUGCAGGAGGUAAAGUUAACCGAAUAUCCAAUAUAAAACUAACUUUACCUGGGGCGACCAAAACCCUCUCUAAAAAGUUGGGUAAACAAAUACUUUCCUAUGGAUAUUUAGUCUCAAAUUUCAAGCAGCUGAAGGACAAACCACACAGACAACCUGUCGAUUAAGUUUAAAUGUCAUUUUAUUCAACAUUCUGGCUUGUAGGGAACAUUUACACAAUUUUGCAGGCAUUAGUUUCAGGCUGUAUAUACCAAUGAAUUGUGUAUUACAGCCUUAUUAAUCAGACUAAUGCCUAACCAGCAGUCCAGACGCCUCAGUCCUCCACCGUUAACAAACACUGGCUGGCUGGUCACAGCCGGCGGAUGAACCAAAUACCAUAAUACACACAGACACACUCACAUUAUGUCUCCUACAGCUCUACUUCUCAGGAUUGGGAAUUAUGGCUGUAAACAGCACCACUGAAAACUAACAGAACAGAACUUGAUGAGUAAAACUAUUUGAACGCUGGAGAAUUUAAAUAUGCAAAUAGGCCGAAAAGUUGAAUUAAGAAUGUCUCUGAAAAUCUAUAACCGACAUUGGUGGAUUGAGACUGGUGGAUCUACCACACACCAGUUAUUUUAGGGUGUGUUUCCUGCAUGAGCCACCCCCAUUCAAUGUAAUGUUGUAGCUUACUGAAGCUUACUGUUAUGGUUGGUUGGUUUUCUUGUUUCACAUAGACCAGGGAGAUACAACACCACCAGGGAAAACUGUUUGUUUUGUUACAGUUGAGAAAAGCAACUUGUUUUUAUAACUUUGAGGGGAAAUAAGCCAUUAUAGCCCAAUGGUAAAACUGGUAAGACAAAAGCUGUUAGUAUAACUAUGGCUGCAUUGAGAGAAUUAGACAGUCCAGUUGCUAAACCACAGACAUUAGACACAGCCCAGUAAAUGCAUGAAUUGCACAUUCCUGCUAUAGCCGACCUAGCUGUUACAUUUUAGCCUACAGUUAAUGUACUACUGUAUCUAGACAUACAGUCCCAUCAUAACAAGACUGAAGUCUCACUCUCAACAGGGAACACUGACUUAAAAUUACACAAGUGGGAAAGUUCACCCAGAUGUCUUCACAUUGACUAAUUUGCCGUGGAAAGUAAGUUAACUCAAACAUGAGGAUGUUCCAUGAACAGACAGACAGAUAGGAAAGAACAGGGGUGUACUCAUUAGUCCAAACAGUUGCAGAGUUUUGGUAGGUCCCUCCCCGUUUCGUUCACGAAACUGUUUGCAACAGAAACAGCGUAAUUUAUGCACCAGGAUAAUAACAAAAAUGAGUUUGUUAGUAGAAAAACUUUAGCUAAAGACAGACAGAGCUGGGCUCGUUUUCCCAAAAGCAUCUCAAGAACUUAGCAUAACGAUGCUUUUUGGAAACCGGGUCCUGGAAGUUGCCGUUACUUUCAGUUACGGAACAGACAGUUCUAACUGAAGAAAAAGUUACGUAAUGACACCAUUUAACAGUUUUAGGGCUGUAGAUGGCACAAAGAUAUUGAAGGCAAUGAUAAGCGGUGAGUUGAAAACACAUCCUGUACGACAAAAGUACAGAAAAAUAUACGCGUAAACAUACCUCCGACUAACUCCAAUGACGUGUCGCGCUGAAGGCAAAGGAAUGUGUCAGUAAAAAACGAGGACAAGAUCCGGUGAGUUUGACUCAACUAUUUAGGGGGAAACGUACUCAAAGGUAAAGCCUGUACUUUCUACCAUCCACUCGGAGCUUCAGUGAAGUGGUAGCUCGAAACAGGAAACAUCAAGACGUUCGUGCUGCAAGUUCAAAUGAAAUUAGUCACGGGACGGGACCACACUUCAAGAGGGGUGGAAACAUUAGCAAACAGUACCCCCCCCUAGCGGUGGAACGUGAGCAAGGCCACAACCUAAACCACGUUGUUCCAUGUGAAAUUAGUAGUGUCCCUGUGUGUCGUUGACACAAGAUCAACAGCCCACUGCCUGAAUGUAGAGCGUCAUCUUUAAUGGCUAUUAAAGGUCUUUCUGCCUGUUUGUUAAUUUCUUGUAACUUUUGUUCUAUUCUACUGUAUUUCUAUUAAAUUGUAUUAUAUUCUAAAUAUAUUAUAUUCUGGUCUAGUCUGUUAUGUUAUAUUCUGUAAUAUAUUAUAUUAUGUUAUGGUCUAGUCUGUUAUGUUAUAUUCUGUAAUUCUAUUAUUUGAUAGUUAGAGCAAAUGGAUGUCCAAGUCCUAUCUAGCAGGUGUCCCUUCCAUACUUGAAACUGUCUCUACAUGCUUGGCAGUACUUAUAUCAUCAUAACUGUGAAUGUUGACCUCUCCCUAACAGGAGGCUUGGUGACAGGAAGAGAGCAGUCCAGCAAACUGCAGCGGUACCUUGAGGUCAACAUUAAAGUGCUCCAGGAAAGUGGACGUCUGCCAAGGAACUAUACAGGGCCCUGCCCCACUCUUCAGGAAAUGUUGACUAAUCUGUCAGAUAUUUCCUCUACUGCUUUAUGAAUGAAUGUUCAUGAUGAAACAUACCACACUUCUUUCCAUGUAACUACAGUCAUACUGGCUGGCGGACUCAGGUGUUCCCAUGGCCAUAAUAGUGGCCUUUCUAUUUAAGCCUAUGGGUGGAAAUCUAUUGAGAUAAAGCUCAACCAAAGUAGGCAUUUGUAUUGUAAUAAAUUAGUUAGUUAUACACAGGGCUUAAGAAAUUGGUAUAUACACUUUUAAACUAGAUCCAACAUAUAGUGAAUUCGGGAAAGUAUUCAGACCCCUUCACCUUUUCCACAUUUUGUUACGUUACAGCCUUAUUCUAAAAUGGGUUAAACUGCCCCCCCCUCAUCAAUCUACACACAAUACCCCAUAACAAACUGAAAUAUAACAUUCACAUAAGUAUUCAGACCCUUUACUCAGUACUUUCUUGAAGCACCUUUGGCAGCGAUUACAGCCUAUAAUCUUCUUGGGUAUGACGCUACAAGCUUGGCACAUCUGUAUUUGGGGAGUUUCUCCCAUUCUUCUCUGCAGAUCCUCUAAAGCUCUGUCAGGUUGGAUGGGGACUACACAGCUAUUUUCAGGUCUCUCCAGAGAUGUUCGAUCGGGUUCAAGUCCGGGCUCUGGCUGGGCCACUCAAGGACAUUCAGAGACUUGUCCCGAAGCCACUCCUGCAUUUUCUUGGCUGUGCGCUUAGGGUCGUUGUCCUGUUGGAAGGUGAACCGUCACCCCAGUCUGAGGUCUUGAGCGCUCUGGAGCAGGUUUUCAUCAAGGAUCUCUCUGUACUUUGCUCCAUUCAUCUUUCCCUCAAUACUGACUAGUCUCCCAGUCCCUGCCGCUGAAAACAUCCCCACAGCAUGAUGCUGCCACCACCACGCUCCACCGUAGGGAUGGCAUUGGCCAGGUGAUGAGCGGUGCCUGGUUUCCUCCAGACAUGACGCUUGGCAAUCAGGCCAAAGAGUUCAAUCUUGGUUUCAUCAGACCAGAGAAUCUUGUUUCUCAUGGUCUGAGAGUCCUUUAGGUGCCUUUUGGCAAACUCCAAGCGGGCUGUCAUGUGCCUUUUACUGAGGAGUGGCUUCCGUCUGGCCACUCUACCAUAAAGACCUGAUUGGUGGAGUGCUGCAGAGAUGGUUGUCCUUCUGGAAGGUUGUCCUUCUGGAAGGAUCUCUGAUCUCGACAGAGGAAUUCUGGAGCUCUGUCAGAGUGACCAUUGGGUUCUUGGUCACCUCCUUGUCCAAGGCCCUUCUCCCCCGAUUGCUCAGUUUGGCCGGGCGGCCAGCUCUAGGAAGAAUCUUGGUGGUUCCAAUCUUCUUCCAUUUAAGAAUGAUGGAGGCCACUGUGUUCUUGGGGACCUUCAAUGCUGCAGAAAUGUUUUGGUACCCUUCCCCAGAUCUGUGCCUCGACACAAUCCUGUCUCAGAGCUCUACGGACAAUUCCUUCAACCUCAUGGCUUGGUUUUUUGCUCUGACAUGCACUGUCAACUGUGGGACCUUAUAUUGACAGCUGUGUGCCUUUCCAAAUCAUGUCUAAUCAAUUUAAUUUACCACAGGUGGACUCCAAUCAAGUUGUAGAAACAGCUCAACGAUGAUCAAUAGAAACAGGAUGCACCUGAGCUCAAUUUCGAGUAUCAUAGCAAAGGGUCUGAAUACUAAUGUAAAUAAGGUAUUUCUGUUUUUUUAUUUUUUUUAAAUGUGCAAAAGUAAAAAAAAAAAAACGUUUUCGCUUUGCCAUUAUGGAGUAUUGAGAUUGAUGAAGGAAAAAAAUUAUUGAAUCAAUUUUAGUAUAAGACUGUAACGGAACAAAAUGUGGAAAAAGUGAAGGGGUCUGAAUACUUUCCGAAUGCACUGUACGUGUAGGUUUACAGUAUUCAGAUUACGUAAUGUCAUAAAGUAUUUGUACACAAGGGGGCAGCAGAACGCCGUUUGAAAUAGAGCUGUCAUUCCACGGCUGAUGUCAUACGGUGUAUGUACACUGUGCCAGGAUCUGUUAAUACUACUACAGAAGGCAUACUGUUUUGUUCUGCAUUAAACAUAACUUGAAUGUUGUUAUUGUUCAAUUGUUUUGUUAUAAAAACUUCCAUAAUCGGCUCGGUUUGACAACAGCAUUGUGUGAUGAUUGUAGAAUCAACGGACAAAAAAUAUAAAAUAAUAUAUAUUUUUUAAAUUAUGUGGAUUUUGUCACCAUCCUCCGGAUGAUUGUAAUGACACAAUGAAUCCUAUGUGGUGACAAUACUGUUGUAUUAAUAUCACCAUGUUCAUUUGCGCUCAAAGCAACAGGCACUUUUUGGAGCGCUCCCCCGAUUCUGACCAAUCAGGUGCGAAGCCGCCUGCGCAGAUUUAACGACUCUUCUAGAAGGAGGCUGGGCGCGAGAUUCGGCGGGAUGGACAAAAAUCAGAAUGAGAAAAUAACAAAAUAGAAGUGCAGUAAACAGUGGGAGGGAGAACAGUGUGUAGGCUACAAGGCGGGUUACAGCUAGAUAAAUAUGUUCACAUCCUAUUCGAUCGGAUUCUGACAUUGCAUGCAUCGUGGUGACAUGCAAAAGAUAAGCAGACUCGUUUUUAUUUACGAUUGCACACAUUUCCUACAGCGAGAACGAGUUUGACAUGGAAGUGAACCGCUAAGCGCUAGCCAGCAAACGUGUAGUACUUUAUUUUACUGUCCGACAAUAAACUGGAAGAUUACAGACAUCGAGUGGUAUGGAUAACUGUCCAUAGAGAUCACCUAAUUCGCUUUCUAUAUGGAUUUUAGGCCAACUACAAAUAGAGGAUUCAUUCUUUGAAAAGCGUUGAUCAGCUGUCAAUAUGGCCGACAUAAAAUCGCUCAGGUGGGUGAUACAUUGUUACUAAAGUUGCCAUUCAUUAGGCUACUUACUAGCUACAUUUUUAUUGUUUCAGUUAUGAUACAAAAAUGAUUGUUGCAACAGAAUAGUUACAUUAAGGAAACUCACUCUGGACCCCUGCUCUUGCAUGGCAUUAUCUUAAGCCAGAUGUGACGUUGAUUUUGACACAUCACGAACACCUGCUCACGGUCACAUUGUAGCGUGUUAUUUAGGAUAUUUAAAUAGAGUAGGCUACAGUAAAUUACAGCCUAGUUAUGCCUAUAAAGGUUAAUUCAAAUAAUUGUCAUUUCAUUAAUACGUUAUUUGGCUGGAUAUAUGUGAAAAAUGCAUGAUUAUAUAACAGUCAAGGAUACAUGUGGCACAAAAAAUGUCUCCCUGAUUAUUUCCUGUCAAGGCCGCUCACCGACCUAUGAAUAACCAAAAUGUGUCAAGAGCUUGAUACCCAGUACAGUUGCUUAUUUUGUAGUAAGUUAGGCUAUUUCCUAAAUUGCUAAUGAUACCUUUGAUUUAAAAAAAAAAAAGAUUUGAGUUGUUGUGUGGGUUAUGUAAGUGAUUUGGUCGGUAUUGUAGCCUAUUUUGCUGGUCAAUUCAACACCAUUCAUUGACAUCUAGCCCCGAAAAGAAAACAUAGCUUUGUAGCAUCAGUAUGACUAUUAUUGAACAGGUACAACUCUUGCUAUUUUCAUCCCAGGGUACAAUUUUUUGUUGUUGUUGAUAAGAUGGCCCAGCCCUCUCUUAUUUUGGAAUGGACAUGAUUGUUUUAGGACAAAGGGAAUUCAUAUAGGUGUGUGUAUUUAGAAAAACAAAACGUUUUUGAUGCUGUAGUCUAAAUCCAACAUACAAAUGUAUUAGUCAACAUAGUGUGAUUAUUUUUGUACACCAUUCUACCUCCUUGUGUGGGUACAUGGUGGGGAAAUCCCCUAUAACAAAAAGUCCCAGAGAGUCCCAAAAUAUGGUAAACAGAGCAGGCUACCACUGUAGACUAGGCAUCUAUUGUUUUCACAAAUCAGAAUUUUCUAUGAAUUACCUAUGUUAAUGCUAAUGCAUUGGUUAUUAAAUAGACAGAGCGCUAAUGUAUUCAUUGAUGGAAAUAUUUUCUCUCUGGGGUAAGGUCAGAGAGAGUUUGUGCCUGUGAUUGGCUGAAUUAACUAUUGAUUUAUAGGCUGAUUGGAGCCUGCUCACUGCCCUUAAACACACAAACAUGACAAUUACGUAAUUUCUGUCUGAAUGAACAGCUCAGUGGCUCGUGUGUGUCCCUCUACCCCCUACCCCUUCGGUGUGCCCCAUCUGGGGGUGAAAGGGGAGGGCCAGGGUGGGGGAGGAUGGUCCUCUCUGCCUCUCUCUGCUUUACAUUUCACAUGCAAGUUCAAGUUUGAAUUGAAGUAAGGUGUGGAAACACAUCAACAAAGACAGUAUUGCAGUUUUAUAUUUUAUUCACAUGCUAAAUGAGGCAUUGAAAAAGCAUAUGAAGAGGAUGACAUGUUAGGUUCAGUUUGAUUUAGAAAAUAUAUAUUUUUGUGCCUUCGCCAACAUUAUACAUAUUAAUUACAGAGGUAUUAGACUGCGAUUAAGAUGAUCUGACCCCUACAAACGAAGAACGUGUGUGAGGGAAAGUGAGCCUCAAACAGUGCAGGCUCGCUCAGGCACCUUGGCCAAGUUCUAUAUAAGAAAUCAUAUCAAUCCCGAGUCGAUUUUGAAAAUCCAGUUUAAUUCAGCCUGGACCGUUAGGGCUGACCUAUUAGUUUAGCCACACCCAGACCUGCCUCCACGUAGCCAACGACACACACUCACACACACACACGCUCACACACACACCUAUAUACGACAAAGAGCCUGUUGAUGUGGGAGCACACACCCGGCCACUUCCACCUCGCUCUUUCCUGUAGUGAGGGAAUUAUGCUGAAAUGUUAUUGGCAUGUCCCAGUCACCACUGAAGAAGCCCUUUCAUCACAGGCCAGUACUGAAAACCUGUGGGAGGCCUUGUUCUACCCGCCACAGUGUGUGUGUGUGUGUUAGAAUAUUUGUGUGUACAUGUGCUGUGCUGGCCCGUGCCAUAUUUAGGAAGUUCAUACUUUGACCUUUUUUAGGGAAGAAAAGGAGUGCUGUAAAUCCACCCGACAGUUAAUCCCAACCAGGACGAUUGCAUUGUGCUGAAUAUUGCAUAGAAAUGCAAUAAACAGAUAUGAUAUUACUUAUUUUUCAACGUUAGAGAGGCAUGUUAAUGCUACAAAGGCUACUGAAGGACUCCAGAUUGUAUGGGGCUGUGGCUGACCUUGGGUAGCUUAACCUUACUGUACAAUUAGAGUACAUAUAGGCCCAUAGUAUGUUUCUGUGGUAUUGCCCAACCUCAGACUCUUAUUUGACAGUAUCUGGAAUGCAAUAAGGGCAACAGCUCAGUAUACCUGUUGGCAGCUGUGGUGUAGCUCUCAGCAGUUAGAACAGUGUCAGUGUGAACUUAUAGGUUAGGUUUGCUCCGUGGUUACUCUGGGCAACCGGUGUCCUCAGCCUCCUUCCUGUUUGUUUAUUAGACGUUCUACCCCUGGCACAACGUGACGCCAUGAAGGAAGUGUUGCCCAGCAACAAGACAUUUCUAUGGACAGAGAUAAGUGUGCACAACUACUCUCUCUGGUGGCAGAGUUUUUCACAUUGGAGAAGGACAAUCUGUGUCCAGUAUUACAAAAGAGUUUGACGUUGGAGAAGGACAAUCUGUGUCCAGUAUUACAAAAUAGUUUGACAUUGGAGAAGGACAAUCUGUGUCUAGUAUUACAGCCUUUUGGUCUCUGAGAAGCAGCAAGUAUCUAAUAGAUUGGAGAUAAACGUUUUUAAGUUGGCACUAUAUUCCCAACAACAACAGUCAAGGCAAAAAGUGGACAGUUCUGUGAAGGUGGAUUUGCCCCAAAAAGGGCAACAGUUGUUUCACUAUAACCAAUAAGUCUAGCUCUUACCCUUUUACCACCUAGGCAUAGAGACUGCCACAGCCAGGCAUCAUUAUGUCUGAUCUAGUGUGGAACAGGGGAGGCUAGGCUACUCUAAUUAUGGUCAGGAAUGUCCUGUUUAAUAUGAAUCUCUGCGCUGUUUCCGGCUGCACGCCACGCACUGAGACUGAGACUACUGCCAAUCCUGCUUCACCAUGAAUUACUCUGUGCCUGCUCAAUCCAUUGACCUCUGAUUCAGUUUUAAAUUGGGCGGUUAUUUGUAAUGGGCUAUCAGUGGUUUGGCGCUGUAUGUGACUCAACACUGUGUCUCCCGAGUGGCGCAGUGGUCUAAGGCACUGCAUCGCAGUGCUAGCUGUGCCACUAGAGAUCCUGGUUCGAAUCCAGGCUCUGUCGUAGCCGGCCGUGACCGGGAGACCCAUGGGGCGGCGCACAAUUGGCCCAGCGUCGUCCAGGGUAGGGGAGGGAAUGGCUUGCAGGGUUGUGGGUUUGUUUCCCACGGGGGGGCAGUAUGAAAAAAAAAAAAAACAUAAAUUGUUUUUAUGUAUGCACUCACUACCUGUAAGUCGCUCUGGAUAAGAGCGUCUGCUAAAUGACUAAAAUGUAAAUGUAAGUUGUGGCAUGAAUAAUGUACUGUUCCUGUUUGUCUUUUUCUGUUUUAGUGAUGUCACUAGUUCUGAGUCAGUUAUGUUGAUUAAUUAUUGAUUAUAAUGAAAUGUGAAACUAGUAAUGUUUGAUUAUAAUGAAGUGAUAUGAGUAAGCUUAGUUUUAUGUAAUCACUUUUCUGAACAGUUAUCUGCCCUCUCUCCCCUCCCUCUACCCCCUCUCUCUUCCCUCUCCCCUCCCUCUCUCUUCCCUCUCCCCUCCCUCUCUCUUGUUCCUCUACCUCCCUCUCUCUUGUUCAUCUACCUCUCUCGCUCUCUCUUUCCUCUCCCUCUCUCUAUUUUCUCUCUCGCUCUCUCUUUCCUCUCCCUCUCUCUAUUUUCUCUCUCUCGCUCUCUUUCCUCUCUCUCUCUCUCUCUCUCUCUGUCUCUCUCUCUGUCUCUCUCUCUGUCUCUCUCUCUGUCUCUGUCUCUGUCUCUCUCGUUUUUAGUGAGUCUGAGGAUGAAGAUCUACACUCCACAGAUCCUGAGGGUAAGGACAAGAGCAAAGACAAGAAGAUACUGUGCAAAGUCAAAUGGUCUCGCGAUGAGGUGGGUGAAAGUAGAUAUUUUGUUGUUGCCCGUGUUGUGUAAAUGUGUGCUGUGUUGUUCAACACUGUUGGUUUAUCAUUUAAUUGACUGGUGCAAUCUGCUGCUAUUGUAUUGCAUGAUAUGUAGGAAGCCCUAUAGUUCCCUCUACUAAGGGUAAGUGUGUAGGGCGUUUACUUUUCUGAAUCACUGGAGAUACAGGGAGUGUCUCAGUAAGGUUGGCUCCUCACUGUCUCUCUCUCUGUCUCUCUCUACUCUCUCUACUCUCGCUCUCUCUGUCUCUCUCUCUACUCUCUCUCUCUAUGCCCUCUCAUCUCUGUCUCUCUCUCUCUCUCUCUCUCUCUCUACACUCUCUCUCUAUGCCUUCUCCUCUCUGUCUCUCUCUCUCUCUACUCUCUCUCUUCUCUAUCCUCUCUCUAUGCCUCUCUCUCGCCUCUCUACUCUCUUCUAGUGCCCUCUCCUCUCGCUCUCUCUUCUCUCUCUCUAUCUCCCUCGCUCUAUCUCUCCUCUCCUCUCUCUCUCUCUCUCUCGUCCUCCUCUCUCUCUUCUCUCUCUUCUCCCUCUCUCUUCUCUCUCUCUCUCUCUAUGCCCUCUCCUCUCUGUCUCUCUCUCUGUCUCUCUCUCUACUCUCUCUCUCUGCCCUCUCCUCUCUGUCUCUCUCUCUCUACUCUCUCUCUAUGCCUUCUCUCUGUCUGUCUCUCUACUCUCUCUCUAUGCCUUCUCUCUGUCUCUCUCUCUACUCUCUCUCUCUAUGCCCUCUGUCUCUGUCUCUGUCUCUGUCUCUGUCUCUGUCUCUGUCUCUAUCUGUCUCUCUCUGUCUCUCUCUGUCUCUCUCUCUCUUCUCUAUGCAGGACGAGAGGCUGAAGAAGUUAGUGGAGCAGCAUGGAACAGACUCCUGGAAAUUAGUAGCUAAUAAUUUCCCAGUAAGUGGUACAAAUUUCCCAGUAAAGUACAGAGCCUUCUGUAAUACGCACACUAACACAGUAACGCACAUGAGAACUACACUGAGUGGACAGAACAUUAAGAACAUCUGCUCUUUCCAUGACAUAGACUAUCCAGGUGAAAGCUAUGAUCCCUUAUUGAUGUCACUUGUUAAAUCCACUUCAAUCAAUAUAGAUGAAGGGGAGGAGACAGGUUAAAGAAGGAUUUUUAAGCCUGGAUACAAUUGAGACAUGGAUUGUGUAUGUGUGACAUUCAGAAGGUGAAUGGGCAAGACAAAAUAUUUAAGUGCCUUUGAACGGGGUACUGUAGUAGGUGCCAGGCGCACAUGUUUAUGUCAAGAACUGCAAUGCUGCUGGAUUUUUCACGCUCAAUAAUUUUCCGUGUGUAUCAAGAAUGGUCCACCACCCAAAGGACAUCUAGCCGACUUGACACAACUGUGGGAAGCAUUGGAGUCGACAUGGACCAGCAUCCCUGUGGAACGCUUUCGACAUCUUGUAGAGUCCAUGCCCUGACAAAUUGAGGCUGUUCUGAGGGCAAAAGGCGGGGGUGCAACUCAAUAUUAGGAAGGCGUUCUUAAUGUUUUGUCCACUCAGUACAUUAUCUGGAUAAGAAAGGUGAUAAGAUAAGUCCCAGGUGUUGUGUGAGGAGGGGUUAUUAGCCAGGGUGAGUGAAUAGCUAUAAUAACUCAUAGGGGGACAGCUGCAGCUGCAGGUGGGUUUGUGUGUUACUGAGGUGUUGUGCUCUGCUUUGUCUGUCUGUCUGUCACAGGGGAGGACAGAUGGCCAGUGUCAGCACCGCUGGCAGAAGGUGCUCAACCCAGAGCUGGUGAAAGGACCCUGGACAAAAGAGGAGGAUCAAAAGGCAAGUAGAGAUGGGAGUUACCCCAACCUGGUAUGGAGGGAGGGAGGGAGGGAGAGGGGAGUAGAGGGAAAUAAAUGGGAAGGGAGGAGGGGAAGAGGUAGAAAAGGAAGGUAGAGGGCUUUAUUGGAGCAGGUCAUUGAUAAUACAAACAAGCUGCAGUAUAAACAUCAAAGACCUUUCUCUUUUGUAAUCUGAAACAUUGAAAGGAACAUGCAGUACACAUGCUCCUAUCCUGCGCUGUAUCCCUGUUGGCAGCCCCUGCAGUAGUUUUCAUUGGCUGUGCAAACAUCCCACUACCUCAUGCUUUAAAACAACUAAAACGACCUCUACCUGGUCCUCAGCCCAGUCCCUCCUCAGCCAGGCUGUAGGCUCAAAUCUCUCAUAGUUGGAAGGUGAACAAUGCAUUCCUUAAAUAGAACUACAUGACGCUUGGCUGCUGGAAUGUCAAGAAUGGGGUCUUGCUCCUCCAACAUCUAGUCCUCACAUGCCAGUGAUAGGAUUGUUCUGGCUUGCCCUUAGUGACAUGCUAGAAGUAAGAUAUUCAGGAACAUAAUAGCACUGGCUAGUGUGGGACUGCUGAGAGAUGACAUCACACAUGUUUGGCUCCACGAUAGAAGUGUUAUGGCAACAAGUUCUACUUAUUCCGCUUCAUUCUGGACAUUCUCUGAUGUUGCCAAUGAUGAUGUGGCAGCUCUGUUUGUGCAGUAAGGGGCUGUAGUGGAGUUUCAUAAAUGGCCUAUAUCCCUCCAAUAAUAGAUUAAAUAUUAUACAGUAUGGAUAUUUUUAGAGGUCCAGAGGAAUGCCUGUCUGGAUUGCAUUGUUAGAAGUCACUUACAAUUCCCUGUCUUCUUUGUUUGUAUGUGUGUGUGUGUGUAUAGGUGAUCGACCUGGUGCACAAGUAUGGCCCCAAGCGCUGGUCGGUGAUCGCUAAGUACCUGCAGGGACGCAUCGGAAAGCAAUGCCGUGAGCGCUGGCACAACCACCUGAACCCUGAGGUAAAGAAGUCCUCCUGGACCCAGGAAGAGGACUGCAUCAUCUACCAGGCCCAUAAACGCCUGGGCAACCGCUGGGCUGAGAUCUCCAAGCUGCUGCCUGGAAGGUAAUGAGUGAUAUACUGUACAGUUCUAUGCCUGAGGUAGUGGGUGGUUGCAACUCAAUAGAGUUAAAUGGAUUCCCUUCUUCUCCUUGUCUGAUCUCCUUCAAUACGGUGAUGGCUCCAACUGGUGGUGCCAUAUUGCUUACAGCUACAUUAUUGGCAAAUGGGUUGGGCCUAGGGCAUAAGGUUUGUUUGGACCAGUCUAAAAUCUCAUCACGCUUCUAGGACGGACAACUCCAUUAAGAACCACUGGAACUCGACCAUGAGGAGGAAGGUAGAGCACGAGGGGUACCUCCAGGAGGGCUGCAGGGGAUUUGGCUCCGACAAUGGGGGGUUGAAGAGCCGUCACCACAGACCCUGUCCCCCCCAACCAGACACCCCCCACCACGGGCACAGCCCUCUAGGCAUGGAAGGACCAACACCGGUGAGACACGGGCCUCUCAGUUCAGAGCCUCUGCAUAGGUUUGUCUUGAUCAUCCGGUUUGUUUGAGUUUUGAAGGCUUGUUGUUGAUGGGUCUGUUCCUGUGCUUUGUAGCUUAGGGGUUACCCUUAUAGCCCUCACUGUGGACAACUGAUGGACAGCCUCCAAGACUCCUCCAGCUACUUAUCGGUGAGUGACCUGUCCCUUACAACUGACACAGAGUUAGGUGUGUUGUUUCCUGAAAAUGUGCAACAUUUGGACUGAAGAAAGGACAUCUGAUCCUAAAUCAGUAGGCAAGUCAUCCAAUCCUGUCCACUUUCCCCAUCAUAUACUUUCCCACUGUACUACCUUCAGUCUGUACUUUUUAUUAAUCAGUCUCUCAAUCAAACAACUGAACGAUCUCCCUGAAUUCUUGCUUCUUCUGUGUCUUUUAACAAAUGUGUGGAUUGGUGUUAAUCGGAAUAAGCCUUUGAGUCUGACUUGCAAGUAAAUUUGUGGUCUCCUUCCUUCCCUGCGUUCCUUUUCCUCACUCCCUCCGUCCUGUCCUCUUCUCCUUCCCGUGUGUGUUUAUUCCAGCCGUCCUGCCAUGACGACCCAGACAAAGAGCAGAGAAUUAAGGAGCUUGAACUGCUGCUUAUGUCAGCAGAGACCGAGGUCCGGAGACAGGCCCAGUGCCGAGGCCCAUGUGUAAGGACACACUCUCAGUGUGUGAGCUCGUAGUUGUACUGUAGUGUUGCCGUAGUAGCUUACCCCUCUCCCCACACUCCCGUUAGUUGUGCUUCGUAGUUCUACCCCUUCCAUCCCCAUUUUCAGUGCUUCCUGCCAUCCCGCCAUGCGGCUGCCACCAUAAACCUCCUCUACUCUCCCUCCCUCCCGCCCUCCUUCCCUCCAUCCAGCCUCCUAUCUGCUCCUCACAGCAGUAGUGAACGGGGGUGUCACUUCAGCCAGCAGUUUGGUUUGGAACCAAACAUGCCUUAUUUUUAAAAUAAAAAAAUCCAACCCGUCCUUUUUUCACUCCUACUUUUUUACCACACAAAUGUGCUUCUAAAGCAGAAUUCCCUCCUCUGAGACUAGCCUUGACUUUUACUUUCUUCAUUUAUCUGAUUUUCACCUGCAUUGAAGACCAAACUAUUAUGAUGAUGUCAGUGGUUCAGAUGUUAUCUGAUAAAUCUCUUAGUGCAGUGCAACCCAUGCUUACCACUGACUAUUGUCACCCCACUUGUACAGUAUGUGUCCUGCCCUGUACUCUCCCUCCUUUCUCUCUCACACCAUCCCAACAUCUGGCUUUCACCAGGGGCCUAAAGAGUUCCAAUGAAGUUUAAAGUUUAAAACUGAGGGGUUAAAUUUGGCUGUUGGGAGAUUAGGUUUGGGGUGUACUUUUGGGGUUAGAUUGCUUUUCCCUUGUCAACUCAACUUCAUUGAAACUUCUUUGAAAUGUCAUUGAUCCAACCCUGUCCUGUACUGUAGCCCUGGUUGGUCCUGCCACCACCAUCACCUCCACCCUAACCCCAGUUUCUUCUCCCCUAGAAUGUAGAGCGUUACUCCAGCUGGGCAGACAGCGUGUCAGAUGACACCAUGACCACCAGCAGCAGCAGUCUGGAGGAUCAGACUGAGGGAGGCUGGAGGGGGGCAGAGAAGGGCCGGGUGCCCCCAGUGGAGCAGGCUGAGGAGGGCUGGAAGGGCCCAGAGGAGGGCCGAGGGCUCCAGGUCCAGCACGACGUCUCCCCCAGUAAAUUCCUGUCUGUGGAGGCUAAUUCCGUGCUCUCCACCCUGCAGGCCAUCCCAGAGUUCGCAGAGACCAUGGAGCUCAUUGACUCGGUGAGUGUGUAGAUCUGCAUUUGGUGUCUGUGUAUGUGGCAGUGUGUGUUUACAUAUACCAGACCCAGAGCAUGGAUGUAUUGAAAAUCCAUUGUAGAUGUGUCUGCCUCUACAGGACCCUAUGGCGUGGAGUGAGGCGGCCAGCUUCGACAUGUCUGAGACGACGACCCCCCCGAAACAAACACAGGGGGGCUACGCACCCCAGGGGAGGACCACAGAGGGGAUGAGGAAUGCAGUUGACCCCCCCAACGGCAUCUCCACCAAGCACUGUACCCCCAUGGGUCAGGGGAAGGUCCACCCCCACACCCCGAACAACGUGCCCAGAUCGAGUUUGCCUACCCUGGGGAGGAGGAAGAGGAGAGAGAGGGGGGACCAGUCCCCUGAUAGGAGCUGCCCGUCCUUCUUAGACUCGCCCAGCAUCAACUCGCCCAAGAACACCCCCACGAAAGCACUGCCUUUCUCCCCCUCCCAGGCAAGCCUGAUGCUAGAGAUGAGGUCAAGCUAAAGCAUGAUGGUGCAUCUGGCUCUUGCAGUAUAGUCUGUUAAAGUCGCUUACUUUAGACUCCCACUUUCUUCUUCAUCUACCUUCUCUGACUGUUGUGAUUAUGUCUUUCUCCAGUUCUUCAACACAUCAGGAGGAGAGCGUCUGAGCCUGGACAACCCAGCUCUGACUUCCACCCCGGUCUGUGACCAGAAGUGUCUCCUCAACACACCCUUCCAGAAGGAGACCACGCCCAAACACCAGAAAGAGAAUGUGAGGUAAGAGAGUUGGCUACAGGUUCCUCCAUAUUUUCACAAUUGAGUAAUUGGCUAUAUUAUGUGUGUGUUGAUGGAUUGAUUUCUUCAUUUUGGCAGGUGUUGUAAGAAUUUCUGUCUUUGUCUCACUCAGUUUCAGGACCCCUAAGAUCCGUAAGUCCAUCAUGGUUCUGACUCCCAGAACUCCUACUCCGUUUAAGAAUGCCCUGGCCGCCCAGGAGAAGAUGCAUGGGCCGCUAAAGAUGGUGGUAAGUGUUAGUGUGAAGUUGGUCUAGCUAUGUGCACUGUAGUCUAAGUAUUUAUAAUUGAAUGUGUGUGCUUAAGAGUGUAAGUACUUUGUGACAGUGCUCAUAUUAAUGUAAGUAUGUGUGUAUAUUUCAGCCACAGCCCCUGGCCUUUCUGGAGGAAGACCUCAGGGAGGUGCUGAAGCAGGAGAUUGGAUCAGACUUCUUCACCAGAGAACUACAACCAGACUUCAGGACAUGGAAACAUGAUGUAGGUGUUUUUUACAGAACUGUAGUUGUUAGUGCUGGCCGUCUUUAAAGGUAUCCAGUCUAACCACAACCUUGUCCCUGUUUCCUCCCAGGUGGAUGGCCCAGCCAGGAAGGUGCGUAAGUCCCUGGUGCUGGACUCCUGGGGAAAAGACUGUCUUAACGUCCAGCUAUUCCAGGAACAGCGCAAUAAUGCACAGGUGGGUUCUGGAAACUAAUUAAUCAGACUAAUCAAUGAACUAAUCAAUCAAUUCAUCAGUCAACCAACCAACAAAUCAAUGUCUACCCCUCCUUGCCCCCCUCCAGGUCCCUGAGGAGAGUUUCCUGACCAGCUCCUUACUGAUGAACCCCCUCCCAGUGAGAGACAGGGAGGAGCGCCCCUGCCCCCCCUUGUCUGGGAGGGAGGGGUCCUGUGCCCCCCUGCACCGCCUCCCCAGCCCCCGCAAGCAGAAGAACUCUCCUUCGGUCAGAAUGUCCCACAACGCUUCACUUAGACAGGUACACACAGACCUCUCUCUUUGGUGUUACUCCUAACUAACUUCAUAUUAUUGCGCUUCAGAUUAUUUAUAUAAUGACAGAGGGAAAAUGUUGUCUGUCCAAAUUAUACAGUAUGUUGGGUUCAGCUGGCCACUUUUCAGUAAACAUUUCUUUAUUGAGCAUCAAGGUCUUGGCUGUCACAAGGGGAUAGAGGGGUUGAGAGGUGGGAGAGAAUAAUAAUAUCUUCUCAUGCAGGUAAAAAGCGAGUGGGAAGCAGUGGUUUAUGGGAAGACGGAGGACCAGCGGAUCAUGACCGAGCAGGCCCGGCAGUAUCUGGGUAGUACCUACCCGUCCUCUGCCUGCACCUCGAGGGCCCUCGUGCUCUGA
Molecule: messenger RNA, 19706 nt
Organism: Coregonus sp. 'balchen'
Lineage: Eukaryota; Metazoa; Chordata; Actinopteri; Salmoniformes; Salmonidae
Source: the annotation of a GenBank genome assembly